Molecule: messenger RNA, 1713 nt
Organism: Didymodactylos carnosus
Lineage: Eukaryota; Metazoa; Rotifera; Eurotatoria; Philodinida; Philodinidae
Source: the annotation of a GenBank genome assembly
AUGCGUGUUGUCGUAUUACCCGUUUGCUUAUUGGAAUCUUAUCCUCACAUCUUGUUAAAAUAUGAUUUUCGUUUAAAACAACAAUCACAAACCCAAAUACAACAACCAACGCAACAAUCAACACCCUCGUCACCAGCACAACAACAAACAGUCCUUCCACUAUCAUCGUCAAAAGACCAGUAUUUUUUAACACCAUAUUGUUCUCCAAUAGGCGUUGAAGGGUCGGUAAAAACUGUAUGCAAUAUUAUAAGACGUUCAGCUGUUCUUCGAAAAAUAUUUGAUGUUAAAGAUGAAGAAGAAGAAAAUCUUGAAAAUAAAAUUGAUUUUAAAGGUCAUUGUCGUUUUAUUGCAUUUGGACCUGAAACGGGUAAGUUUCUUUUCCAUACUAGCUUUUUGUGUUCUAAUUCGUGUUUUGUUAUUCCAGAUAUAUGCAUAUGCGCUUUGUUAGUCAAUCAUAUAUCGUCGUUGGAAUUAAAUUAUAUUAAUAUGCCCGAACCGCCAUUAUCUCGUCAACAAUCAAAAAUUAGUUAUAGUCGUUCUGUCUCAUCAACGUCAAUGUUAUCAUCACCCUUAUCAGCUACCGGUGAUUCUCCAACACCAUCACUUGUUCAACGUGAUCUUGUUCAUUUAUGGAUAUCAAUUCGUGAUAUCCGUCAUAAAUUGAUUCAUAUUGAUCGUGUUCUGAAACAACCAGGCAUCUUGUCCAAAUUGAUACAUGUCGAAAGCUGGGUUUCGUCGUAUAAUGAAAAAGACAGUUCAUCUCCCUUACAAACACCGACAACACCAAAAAAUGGCGAAUUAAACGUUCCACCAUCACCACUACCAUCACUUAUCACAUUAACGAUACGUCAUGAUGAAAAUAUUAAGCAAACAUCAUCACCAACAACAAACCCUUUAGCAGCUUUAACAACAGCAGCCCAACAAUCAUUACCCUCAUUGCCUACACGUUUAGUGAAAGCACGCGCUCGUACACUGGUAUGGGAUAUAAUGGAAAUGAAAAAUGAAGUUCUAUAUCCGCAUCCAGUUCAUGGUCGAAUACCAAAUUUUCGUAAUAAUCCCGAUUGUUCAGCAAAUUUAGCUCAACUAGAAGAAUUUCAACGAAGUCGUGUCAUUCAAAUAUGUCCAAGUUUAGCUCAAGAACAUUUACGUUUAUUUUCACUAGCAGAAGGAAAAGUAUUGUUAACACCAUCUCCAUCGAUUGAUGUUGCAUUAUUUUAUAAAUUAGAUCCAAAAUUUUUGAAUACGCAUGAAUUAUCGCGUGCUGCCACAAAAUCUGGUACAGCUGCAUUAGGAACAGUAGUCAAUUUAAGUGCGGUCGGAAAUUUACAUGUUGAUAUUGUUGUUGUUGCAUCUGUUGUUGUUAACCCGAUUACAGGGGCUCGUUUAGGAAAAGGCAAAGGUUAUGGUGAUUUAGAAUAUGCAAUUAUGCAUCAGUUAGGAGCAUGUGAUGAAUCAACACUUGUUAUUACUACUGUCCAUGAAACUCAAUUGUUAGAUGAUUUACCAUCAUCGGUUAUGACUGAUCAUGAUCUACCUGUUAAUGUCAUAAUAACACCACAGCGCAUUAUUUACACUCAAAAUAAAUUUCAACGCCCAUGUAAAAUAAAUUGGAAUGAAAUUGAUAAUGAUACAAUUUUAAAUUUACCGGUAUUAAAAGAAUUCAAACGUUUACAACAACACCAACAGAUUCAACAGCAAAUGGUACUGGUUUAA